This is a messenger RNA of Oncorhynchus mykiss (rainbow trout), 1901 nucleotides long. NCBI's taxonomy places the organism in Eukaryota, Metazoa, Chordata, Actinopteri, Salmoniformes, Salmonidae. The record is from RefSeq and is a predicted model, not a curated record.
GUGGAACUGUGAGAGGAGGAGAAGAGAUGAAAGGAUCAGAUUUGACUCAUCAAAAAAUUGACCAACAGAGUGACACAGAAGGAAUGGAUGAGGACUCUGCGAGUGACCAGAGUUUUGAUCCCAGCGAUUCUGAUUGGGAGCCCAUACUGCCAAGGUGCAAAUCCCCCACUGAAGCUGGUCCAUCUGCCCGGCCAUCAAGAGGUGUGGAGCCGGUGACAAAGAAGCGGAGGAAGGAAAGUGUGGAACCUGCUGGCAGUGCGGAGGAGGGUCGUUGGCACUCUGUGCUGGAGGAGGAUGUGGCCCCACCGCCUCCAAUUUUCAGACCAAAGAGGCCACCAGGUCCUCAGCUGGCCAUGACCUCUAAGUACAGCCCCAUGCAACUUUUUCAGCUGUUUUUCACCUCGGCAGUUGUUGAUUCCCUGGUGUUGAACACUAAUAAGUACGGAGCUAAGAAGCAGGAAGGCAAGAAAGAGACAUGGAAGCCCAUUUCCAGGUCAGAUCUUUUUUGUUUCAUGUCUAUGGUCAUGUACAUGGGUGUUGUGAAGCUAAAAACCCUGAAGGACUACUGGAAAACUGCUCCCCUCUAUCAACUGCCUUUCCCAUCCACUGUCAUAUCAUGCAAAAGGUUUCUGACAAUCUCAGGGGCGCUUCAUAUCAGUGACCCAGAAGUUGAUAAGGACAACGAGACGAAGCGAGGCACGGCGAGGUUUGAUAAGCUCUGCAAAAUUAAACCUCUCUACCUCGACAUCAUUGAGGCCUGCAAAACCUAUUUUCAGCCUGCCCAGAACCUUUCCAUAGAUGAGAGGAUGGUAGCCUCAAAGGCCAGAAAUGGCCUAAAACACUACAUGCAUAACAAACCGACUAAAUGGGGUUACAAACUGUUUGUUUUGGCCGAUUCUGCGUGUGCAUACACAUGCAAUUUUUUUAUCUAUGAGGGGAAGAACAGUUGUGCGACCGGUAAGAGACUUAGCUAUGACUCCGUUAUGCAGUUAUUAGAUUUUCAGCUGCUAGGGAAGGGCUACAAACUGUUUGUGAAUAACUUUUACACAAGCCCUACCCUGUUCACAGACCUGAGGAAGCUGGAGAUGUGGGCCUGUGGCACCAUUCAGACCAACAGAGUGGGCUUUCCGAAAACCAGGGUGAACGACAUGCCUAAGCAGGCUGAGCGGGGUACCAUGAGAUGGAUCCGUGAAGAUGGCCUGCUGUUUGUGAAGUGGAUGGACACCAGAGAGGUGGCACUGUGCUCCACUAUCCACAAGUCCUUCAGUGGUGAUCACGUCGUCAGGCGUGUGAAGGACGCUACAGGGGCAUGGACCACCAAAAAUGUCCCCAUUCCUGCAGCCAUCAAGGACUACAACAAGAGCAUGGGAGGUGUGGACCUGUCAGAUGCGCUGAUAGGAUACUACAAUGUUCUCCACAAGACAAUGAAAUGGUACAAGACAUUUUUCUAUCAUUUCAUUGACAUUGCUGUGGUGAAUGCCUUCAUCCUCCAGAAGGAAAUGGCUAAGAGCUGUGGACAGCCCCCCAUCUCACAGCUAGCCUUCAGAGAGCUGCUCAUCCAGGAGCUUGCUAGCUACAGCAAGUCCACUGUAGCACCUUCUGUCCCCUCUACGUCUGUCCCCUCUGCUCCAACUAGUAGUGUUCACCUGCCCAGAUUCAUCUCUGCAGACAUGAAUGUGCCUCGGGGCAAAAAGGGCACAGUAGGGAGACGUUAUUGUUUUCUGUGUCACAUGAAAUGCCCCAUUAUCUGCACCAGCUGUUCAGUAACCCUCUGCUUUACAGCAGAAAGAGACUGCUAUUGGGCAUGGCAUCAGAAGAACAAUAUUGUGUAGAGGACUGAGGGUCUUCACAAUAUUGUACAUUAUACAUUGAAUGUGCGUAAAUAGUUACCCUUGUUAUUU